UCCGCUUAAGACGGGGUCACCAUCUCUGCUGGCAAAGUUUGCUGUUGAGACUGAAGGAGGGUUCGGCGAGAUCAAAAUAAGUACAGCGAAUAUAAUACAGCCGAUUGUCCGUUUUUCAGGUUUUUAGGCGUGCAGCUGUGAAACAGUGCAGCGUAACGUACGGUACGGUACACGUUAUCUGACUGCAGUCAUGUCCGAGGACCCGAGCUCUCAACCUUGGUCUAUCAACAAGGAUGACUAUGAGCUACAGGAGGUGAUCGGAAGUGGAGCAACAGCUGUGGUCCAAGCAGCGUAUUGCAAACCCAGGAAGGAGAAAGUGGCCAUUAAACGCAUCAAUCUGGAGAAAUGCCAGACCAGCAUGGAUGAGCUCCUGAAAGAGAUCCAGGCCAUGAGCCAGUGCCAUCACCCAAAUAUUGUGUCUUAUUACACCUCCUUUGUGGUUAAGGACGAGCUUUGGCUGGUCAUGAAGUUGCUCAGUGGUGGCUCAGUUCUUGAUUUUAUUAAGUACAUCAUUUCCAAAGGGGAGCACAAAUCAGGUGUGAUGGAUGAGGCCAGUAUUGCCACCAUACUAAAAGAGGUGCUAGAGGGUCUGGAUUAUCUACACAAAAAUGGUCAGAUUCACAGGGAUGUUAAGGCAGGAAAUAUUCUUUUAGGAGAGGAUGGAUCGGUACAAAUUGCAGACUUUGGUGUUAGUGCCUUUUUAGCAACUGGGGGAGACAUGACUAGGAACAAAGUAAGGAAGACUUUUGUGGGAACUCCCUGCUGGAUGGCCCCAGAGGUGAUGGAACAGGUUAGGGGCUAUGAUUUCAAAGCUGAUAUUUGGAGUUUUGGAAUUACGGCUAUAGAGCUGGCAACUGGAGCUGCUCCGUAUCACAAGUACCCUCCAAUGAAGGUUCUCAUGUUAACCCUGCAGAAUGACCCUCCUUGUCUAGAGACUGGAGUUACAGAUAAAGAGAUGGUCAAAAAGUAUGGGAAAUCCAUUCGGAAGAUGAUCUCCUCGUGCCUCCAGAAAGAUCCAGAGAAACGGCCAACAGCUGCUGAGCUUUUAAAAAACAAGUUCUUUACAAAAGCCAAGAACAAUGAAUACUUGAAAGAAAAGUUGCUGGAGAGGGCACCAACAAUAGGAGAGCGAGCACGGAAGGUGCGGAGGGUUCCAGGCUCCAGUGGGCGUCUCCACAAGACUGAGGAUGGAGAGUGGGAAUGGAGUGAUGAUGAGCUAGAUGUGGAGAGUGAGGAAGGCAAGGCUGCAGUGGCUGCUUUACGGUCACCAAGAGUCAAGGAGGAAGCCGUGCAAAAUGCAGAGAUCUUUUCAGGGAAUCCGCCAAGCUUCCUGCAGGCAGCAACUGCAGGUCAGUCUGAAGUGCCACAAACCACAGAUGAAACUGCCACAAUAUCAGCGUCAUGUCCAGGCUCCCAGGCUGUUGGUGCACCUACUGCAACAUGGCAGGACUCGGCCAAGACCCCUAUUAGCCUGGUCCUAAGACUAAGGAAUACAAAGAAAGAGCUGAAUGAUAUCAGAUUUGAAUUCAUGCCAGGGCGAGACACAGCUGAUGGAGUGUCUCAGGAACUUGUGUCUGCAGGACUGGUGGAUGGGAGAGACUUAGUCAUUGUUGCAGCCAAUUUGCAGAAAAUUGUUGAUGAUCCUCUAACCCACGGAAAUGUCACUUUUAAGCUGGCAUCAGGAGUGGACAGCUCUGAAAUCCCAGACGAUGUUAAACUCAUGGGAUUUGCUCAGCUCAGUAUAAGUUAAAA
Molecule: messenger RNA, 1752 nt
Organism: Myxocyprinus asiaticus (Chinese sucker)
Lineage: Eukaryota; Metazoa; Chordata; Actinopteri; Cypriniformes; Catostomidae
Product: serine/threonine-protein kinase OSR1-like
Exons: 18
Coding region: 191-1750 (519 amino acids)
Biological process (GO): protein phosphorylation
Molecular function (GO): protein serine/threonine kinase activity; ATP binding
Source: RefSeq, a predicted model, not a curated record